This is a messenger RNA of Myodes glareolus (Bank vole), 5599 nucleotides long. RefSeq names its product glutamate metabotropic receptor 5 (gene Grm5). The record is from RefSeq and is a predicted model, not a curated record. Gene Ontology annotation, molecular function: G protein-coupled receptor activity. NCBI's taxonomy places the organism in Eukaryota, Metazoa, Chordata, Mammalia, Rodentia, Cricetidae. Gene Ontology annotation, biological process: G protein-coupled receptor signaling pathway. Gene Ontology annotation, cellular component: membrane.
GCCUGAACCCUGAGCCCACGAGGCUUUAGGAGCAGUGCUCAUUCACAGAGCCCAGGCGAGCCAGCGGCCCCGAGCCGCACUCUGCAGGAGUAGGAGCCAGUCCAGCGCUGCGCUUCCAGCUGCGUCUGCCUGGGCGCAGCACGUGCUCCAGGCGCUGGCGCGAGAGAGCGAGCGCCACCGCCGAGGGCCCGCAGCCGUUCUGCUGGCUGCCACUACUGCUUCGAUCGCAGCCACUAGCGCUUUAGCAGCAGCCAAGGCCGCUACGAAAGCGCAGGGAGCUUGUAAGGAGCGGCUGGCCAGGGGAACAAGGCUCAGGGCGCGCACCUGGUGAUUUCAUCCAGACUCUUGGUUUACAAAAAAGGACAUCCAUAUACUGAUGCCUCCCAGAUUUUUUUUUUUAUCAACAAUUCAGACCUCUCUUGAGAAACUUAGCCUUGUAUAUCCAGCUUCUUUAUCUGCAUAUAUUCAUGAAUUUGAGUAAUGAAGAUCAUGGUCAUAUGGAUGCAUUUAACUAGACGCUACCUGGGGACCCUGUUACUUUUUAGAGUAUAUAUCUAAAUUGCUGCUGGAUUCCAUCAAUGUACCGCUCAACACAGGGUGUCAUUUGAUUACACCUAUUGGAAAUCUGAAUUUCUUCCACCAUGAUGUCUUUAUUAGCUUGAAUUCCUUCCCUAAAAUGGUCCUUCUGUUGAUUCUGUCAGUCCUACUUUUGAAAGAAGAUGUCAGAGGGAGUGCACAGUCCAGCGAGAGGAGGGUGGUGGCUCACAUGCCAGGAGACAUCAUUAUUGGAGCUCUCUUCUCUGUCCACCACCAACCAACUGUGGACAAAGUUCAUGAGAGGAAAUGUGGUGCAGUCCGUGAGCAGUAUGGCAUUCAGAGAGUGGAGGCCAUGCUGCAUACCCUGGAAAGGAUCAAUUCAGACCCCAAUCUCUUGCCCAACAUCACACUUGGCUGUGAGAUAAGAGAUUCCUGCUGGCAUUCAGCUGUGGCCCUGGAGCAAAGCAUUGAGUUUAUAAGGGAUUCACUCAUAUCUUCAGAAGAGGAAGAGGGUUUGGUACGCUGUGUGGAUGGCUCUUCUUCUUUCCGCUCCAAGAAACCCAUAGUGGGAGUCAUUGGACCUGGCUCCAGUUCUGUGGCCAUACAAGUCCAGAAUUUGCUCCAGCUUUUCAACAUACCUCAGAUUGCAUACUCUGCAACCAGCAUGGAUCUGAGUGACAAGACUCUAUUCAAGUAUUUCAUGAGGGUCGUACCUUCAGAUGCCCAGCAGGCGCGAGCCAUGGUGGACAUAGUGAAGAGAUAUAACUGGACCUAUGUCUCAGCUGUGCACACAGAAGGCAACUAUGGAGAAAGCGGGAUGGAGGCUUUCAAAGAUAUGUCAGCCAAGGAAGGGAUUUGCAUUGCCCACUCUUACAAAAUCUACAGCAAUGCUGGGGAGCAGAGCUUCGACAAGCUGUUGAAAAAGCUCAGAAGCCAUUUGCCCAAGGCCCGGGUGGUAGCCUGCUUCUGUGAAGGCAUGACAGUGAGAGGUCUGCUGAUGGCCAUGAGGCGCUUGGGUCUAGCCGGAGAGUUUCUGCUUCUGGGCAGCGACGGCUGGGCUGACAGGUAUGACGUGACAGAUGGGUACCAGCGAGAAGCUGUUGGAGGAAUUACAAUCAAGCUCCAGUCCCCCGAUGUCAAGUGGUUUGACGAUUAUUAUCUGAAACUCCGGCCAGAAACGAACCUCAGAAACCCUUGGUUCCAAGAAUUUUGGCAGCAUCGUUUUCAGUGCCGGCUGGAAGGGUUUGCGCAGGAGAACAGCAAGUACAACAAGACUUGCAACAGUUCUCUGACUCUAAGAACACAUCACGUUCAAGAUUCCAAAAUGGGAUUUGUGAUCAAUGCAAUUUAUUCUAUGGCUUAUGGGCUCCACAACAUGCAGAUGUCCCUGUGCCCAGGCUAUGCAGGGCUCUGUGAUGCCAUGAAGCCAAUUGACGGGCGGAAACUUUUGGACUCCCUAAUGAAAACCAAUUUUACUGGAGUUUCUGGAGAUAUGAUCCUGUUUGAUGAAAAUGGAGACUCUCCAGGAAGGUAUGAAAUAAUGAAUUUCAAGGAAAUGGGAAAAGAUUAUUUUGAUUACAUCAAUGUUGGAAGUUGGGACAAUGGAGAAUUAAAAAUGGAUGAUGAUGAAGUAUGGUCCAAGAAAAAUAAUAUCAUCAGAUCUGUGUGCAGCGAACCAUGUGAGAAAGGCCAGAUAAAGGUGAUCCGGAAGGGAGAAGUAAGCUGUUGUUGGACAUGCACGCCCUGUAAAGAGAAUGAGUACGUGUUUGAUGAGUACACCUGCAAGGCGUGCCAGCUGGGGUCCUGGCCCACCGAUGACCUGACAGGUUGUGAUUUGAUCCCGGUACAGUAUCUUCGCUGGGGUGACCCCGAGCCCAUAGCAGCUGUGGUGUUCGCCUGCCUUGGCCUGCUGGCCACCCUGUUCGUUACUGUGGUCUUCGUCAUUUAUCGGGAUACUCCGGUGGUCAAGUCCUCCAGCCGGGAGCUCUGCUACAUUAUCCUUGCGGGCAUCUGCCUGGGCUACUUAUGUACUUUCUGCCUCAUUGCAAAGCCCAAGCAGAUUUACUGCUAUCUCCAGAGAAUUGGCAUCGGUCUCUCUCCAGCCAUGAGUUACUCAGCACUUGUAACCAAGACCAACCGCAUUGCAAGGAUCCUAGCAGGCAGCAAGAAGAAGAUCUGCACCAAGAAACCCAGAUUCAUGAGUGCCUGUGCUCAGUUAGUGAUUGCCUUCAUUCUCAUCUGUAUCCAGCUGGGUAUUAUCGUGGCCCUGUUUAUCAUGGAGCCCCCGGAUAUAAUGCAUGACUACCCAAGCAUUCGAGAGGUCUACUUGAUUUGUAACACCACCAAUCUUGGGGUGGUCACUCCUCUUGGAUACAAUGGAUUAUUGAUUUUGAGCUGCACGUUCUAUGCUUUCAAGACCAGAAACGUCCCAGCCAACUUUAAUGAGGCCAAGUAUAUUGCCUUCACCAUGUACACAACCUGCAUCAUAUGGCUGGCCUUCGUGCCUAUCUACUUUGGCAGCAACUACAAAAUCAUCACCAUGUGUUUCUCCGUCAGCCUCAGUGCCACGGUGGCGCUGGGCUGCAUGUUUGUGCCGAAGGUAUACAUCAUCCUCGCCAAACCGGAGAGAAACGUGCGCAGCGCCUUUACAACAUCUACGGUGGUGCGCAUGCACGUAGGGGAUGGCAAGUCAUCCUCUGCUGCCAGCAGAUCCAGCAGCCUAGUCAAUCUGUGGAAGAGGAGGGGCUCCUCUGGGGAAACCCUAAGGUACAAAGACAGGAGACUGGCCCAGCACAAGUCGGAAAUAGAGUGUUUCACCCCCAAAGGGAGUAUGGGGAAUGGUGGGAGAGCAACAAUGAGCAGCUCCAAUGGAAAAUCGGUGACAUGGGCCCAGAACGAAAAGAGCAGCCGGGGGCAACACCUGUGGCAGCGGCUGUCGGUCCACAUCAACAAGAAGGAGAAUCCCAAUCAGACAGCGGUCAUCAAACCCUUCCCCAAGAGCACAGAGAGCCGCGGGCCGGGUGCAGGGGCUGGUAGCUCUGGCCCAGGGGCGGCAGGCGCUGGUGGCGGCACUGGAUGCGCGGUGGCAAGUGGCCCAGAGCCUCCUGAUGCGGGCCCCAAGGCACUGUACGACGUGGUGGAGACUGAGGAACGUUUUCCAGCAGCUGCCAGGCCGCGCUCUCCGUCGCCCAUCAGCACUCUGAGCCACCUCGCGGGCUCGGCUGGCCGCACAGACGACGAUGCGCCCUCACUGCAUUCCGAAACUGCGGCGCGCAGCAGCUCCUCCCAGGGCUCGCUCAUGGAGCAGAUCAGCAGCGUGGUGACACGUUUCACCGCCAAUAUCACGGAGCUCAACUCCAUGAUGCUGUCCACUGCGGCGGCGCCCGGGCCAGCCGGUGCCCCUAUCUGCUCGUCAUACCUGAUCCCCACAGAGAUCCAGCUGCCCACGACCAUGACGACUUUCGCGGAUAUCCAGCCACUGCCGGCCAUCGAGGUGACUGGAGGAGUUCAGCAGACAGCAGGGGCAUCACCUGCCCAGGAGACUCCGGCAGGAGCUGAGGCCGCACCAGGCAAACCAGACCUGGAGGAGCUGGUAGCCCUCACUCCGCCAUCGCCCUUCAGGGACUCGGUGGACUCUGGGAGCACCACCCCAAACUCGCCGGUCUCCGAAUCAGCCCUCUGCAUCCCAUCAUCUCCCAAAUAUGACACUCUCAUCAUCAGAGAUUACACGCAGAGUUCCUCGUCGUUGUGAACCACUGAAAACUUCCCUGGGAUCGGCAUGAGCGGCAGAAGACCUCGGUGUCACACCUGGGCGCAGUGACACCCAGAGCCACCCCAACAGAGUACCUGAGGUGGACUAUGCCAAGGGCACACACAGUGGAGACACGAGAUCAGUAGUGCUAUUCCACAACCUCCGAUGACGACGACACCAACCACACAUCUUCUGGCAGAUUAUCUUCUAGUGGCCUUAGAAAAACAUGGGCUUUUAAGAAACACUGCUUCUAUCUUUAGAGUGCUGACCAGGAUUGGUUGAAGCAGUUACAAUACCAAGUUCUUUGCGCGAAGGCACCAACAGUGUGAAGCAGCACCCUGGACCAUGAAAAGUGGAGCAACUGUAAACAAUUUUGUUUGUUUACUUCAUUUUCCCAGAAGAGUCUUUGAUUCACCAAACACUGAAUGUACAUUUUCUAACAAACUCAAAAAUCUGGGACCAAAAAGUUAACCUUCCUGUUUUUUCCUUCCUUCCCCGGUCCUGCCCUGUAGACCUUGAAAAGCUAACAGUAAUUAGAGCCCGGUAUUUCCUGAGGCUUGUGAUUCUCCUGAAUAACACAAACGGGUAGUGAGUGUUUGCUAAUGGACAGAGAGUUUCUAACUGAGACUUUCCAACCAGGCUGUGAGAUAUUCUUCCAAAAGCCUGCACCUUGGAUUCCACCUAGUUAUUUCAGAUUCACCUCCAUUAACCAAGAAAACCAGUGCGAGAUUUCUGGACUAUUUCACCAUGUUGCCAAUCAAUACUGGAGUAGCAAAAAAAAAAAUAUUUUCUGGAACACUGUUUUGUAAUUCCCUCACUGGGGUGCAUUGUGUAGCUGGAAAUUCUCUUUGUAAUAACUCGGGAGCUGUAACCUGGCUCUCUUUCAUGAUACACAGGCACUCCUCUUUAUGAACGCCCUUCCCUUAGUGUUGCCAGCUGAAACAGUAACAUCCACAAUGAGCUUCCUCAUUUCUUUCUUGUAAAAACAUGAUAUACAAAGAGAUCCUCUGUUGGUGGUGAUUGUUCUGUCCCCAGUCCCCCUUCUGAAAGAGUGGUCCAUAGACCCUAUGAGGAUAUCGUCACACUUGGAGGGACUGUGACGGAAAAAAAAAAAUAGUACAGAAUCUCAAUACAGAAAGGUCAGCAUAGCAAACGUUUUGCUGUGCCCUCAUGAGCAGUGGUUUUAUCUUUUCUUGGCUGCUUAUAUAGGGCAGCUAUGAACUAUGACAAAUGUAGAUUUUUUUUCAAAGCAAUACGGAAUACUCAAACAGAGGAACCUUAAUAACAACCACAGUCUUUCUCAGCCAUUCC